AUGGCGGCAGCAGCGCGGCUCCGCCUGCUGGCCCCUUUGGCCGCUCGGCCCCAGGCGGCCGCAUCUACCCAGCAGCAGCGACAAUCCCACACCAUCUGGUAUCCCGAUGCCAAGUUUGAGCGAGACUUUAAGACCGCCGGCAUGCUGACCAAGCUCUGGAUUCCCGAUCGCAUCUCCGACUACGACAAGGAGCUCGGGCUUGACAAGCUGAAUAAGCUUAUGGUCAAUGCCCCCGUUCAGGGCGAUGCCGUGCAGCUAAAACAACGUGAAAAGGAACUCGAGAACAUGAUCCUGAACUUUGGACCCCAACAUCCAGCCGCUCACGGUGUGCUUCGCCUAGUGCUGAAGCUUGAAGGAGAGGUCAUCAUCAAAGCCAUUCCUCACAUCGGUCUUCUCCAUCGUGCCACCGAGAAAUUGAUUGAACACAAGACUUACACACAGGCCCUGCCCUAUUUCGAUCGUCUCGACUACGUGUCGAUGAUGAACAACGAGCAAGCGUGGUCACUAGCCGUCGAGAAACUCCUGGGGAUCGACAUCCCUCCACGGGCCAAAUACAUUCGAACAUUGUUCGGCGAGUUGACCCGUAUCCAAAACCACAUCAUGGGCAUCACGACCCACGCCCUGGAUAUUGGUGCCAUGACGCCGUUCUUCUGGAUGUUCGAAGAGCGUGAGAAGCUUUUCGAGUUCUCGGAGCGAGUGUGCGGCGCCCGCAUGCACGCCAACUACGUGCGGCCCGGUGGCGUCGCUUGGGAUCUACCUCUCGGGUUGAUGGACGAUAUCUAUGAUUGGGCUGUGAAGUAUACCGAACGAAUCGAUGAGCUUGAAGACAUGUUAUCAGAGAACCGAAUCUGGAAGGCCCGUACGCAGGACGUCGGAAUCGUCUCGGCAGCCGAUGCGUUGAACUGGGGCUUCUCUGGAGUGAUGGUCCGUGGCUCCGGCAUCAAACAAGACGUGCGCAAGACGCAGCCCUAUGAUGCCUAUGGCGAAGUCGAAUUCGACGUCCCCGUCGGAACCAAGGGCGACUGCUACGAUCGUUACUUGUGUCGUGUCGAGGAAAUGCGUCAAUCACUGCACAUCAUCCACCAAUGCUUGAACAAAAUGCCGGCCGGUGAAAUCAAGGUCGACGACCACAAGGUGGUGCCGCCGAAGCGCAAGGAGAUGAAGGAGUCUAUGGAAUCCCUUAUCCACCACUUCAAGUUCUUCACCGAGGGCUUCCAGGUUCCGCCUGGUGCCACCUAUGUACCGAUCGAAGCGCCGAAGGGUGAAUUUGGCGUCUACCUUGUUGCUGACGGUACCUCGAAACCAUACCGAUGCUACAUUCGCGCUCCCGGAUUUGCUCACUUGGCCAAGAUCCACGACGUCUGCUACAUGUCCUUGAUCGCCGACGUUGUUGCUGUGAUUGGAACUAUGGAUAUUGUGUUCGGCGAGGUUGAUCGC
This is a messenger RNA of Mesorhabditis spiculigera, 1437 nucleotides long. The record is from the annotation of a GenBank genome assembly. Lineage: Eukaryota; Metazoa; Nematoda; Chromadorea; Rhabditida; Rhabditidae.